AUGAAAAAGUCUAGUCCAAGGAACGCUACGCCAGAAAUCUGGAACAGCAUCGACCGCAACACGCAUAUCGACUACAACUUUGAACAUACACUUCCUACGGCGUGCAUGCCAGCUCUGCUCACUAGACUCAAGAUGGAGCAUGUUUCCCUUGGUUAUACGAAUCCUUGGGAUUGCACUAACACAUGUUGGUGUACAAGGAUCUUGCGAGAUACAUGUGUAAACGGUUUCGCAUUACUGGGUGGCCUCGCAUUCUCGACUGGAAUCAUUGUCCCCGCAUCGCUUGAGACAGAUGGAGCUAGCAAAUUACUCGAUGAGGUUCACUAG
Molecule: messenger RNA, 324 nt
Organism: Bipolaris sorokiniana ND90Pr
Lineage: Eukaryota; Fungi; Ascomycota; Dothideomycetes; Pleosporales; Pleosporaceae
Exons: 1
Coding region: 1-324 (107 amino acids)
Source: RefSeq, a predicted model, not a curated record